Messenger RNA from Schistosoma rodhaini, 276 nucleotides. NCBI's taxonomy places the organism in Eukaryota, Metazoa, Platyhelminthes, Trematoda, Strigeidida, Schistosomatidae. The record is from the annotation of a GenBank genome assembly.
AUGCUUAUUGAAAUAGGCAUAGCAACAUCAUCCACGUUAAUGAAAGAUCAAUUCUUCACUGAAGCUCAUCGUUCGUUGAAUAUGAGUGUUCAAAAAUAUUGGACAAAUCUUUGUUAUCAAAUAGAAUUCGAUAAUUUACAAAUAAGAUUUCAUUGUUGUGGUGCAGAUUCAUCUAAUGAUUAUCUCCACGUCAAACAACUAAUACCGACUUCAUGUUUAUCUGGAAGAAAACCAUAUUUACUGCUUCAUAAAGAAUUAGAUAAACGUGUUGCAUAA